Didymella exigua CBS 183.55 is the source of this 651-nucleotide messenger RNA. RefSeq lists its product as uncharacterized. Bases 138 to 599 code for a protein of 153 amino acids. The record is from RefSeq and is a predicted model, not a curated record. The transcript has a single exon. Lineage: Eukaryota; Fungi; Ascomycota; Dothideomycetes; Pleosporales; Didymellaceae.
CAAUGCGACCACUUUAAGUCAACGCCCCGAGCGCAAGCCUGGAUCGACAGGUAGCCGGCGUGACGCACAAAUUUAGCUGCAGUCGCAAUCCUUCGGCACGCCUUUAAGGCCUGCCCUAAGAUGUUGUGUUGGUGAAGAUGGCCAAGCCCAUUAGCUGCAUGUGUACAAGUGCAAGGCUCGCCCGCUCAGCCAGCGCAGCCAUUGAGAGGAGUGCAGAGUUUGCAGACGGGGCGCCCGCGCUCUGCAAAGGCAGACACGCACGUGUGCGAAUGACUUACGCUCGUGUUCAGAUGCAGUGGAUGUGGGAAUUCUGCGGCGCUGAGGCGGAGAUACUGUCAGUGGUAAUUCGUCUAGGCUUGCACCGCUGCCCAACUUCACAAACCGCGCGGGCGAUGCGUGUCCGGGUUUGCGCUUUAGAAUAUCGGCAGCACCACAAAUCGAGUACAAGAGCGAUGCGGGCUCGAUGUCGUCAGUGCGAGGCCAUCAAGAGUGCCAAAGUCGGUACUGUGUAUGUAUGCACGUCUAGUGCAUCGAGUUCAAGCAAGCCUCAUCUGCACGGACCUCGGCAGUCAGCCUUGCAUCUCGAGUCUGCGCGCUGAGCUUACUCGCAGUCAGCACAGUGUAAGCUUACUCGCAGUCAGCACAGUGUAA